Molecule: messenger RNA, 1415 nt
Organism: Perognathus longimembris pacificus (Pacific pocket mouse)
Lineage: Eukaryota; Metazoa; Chordata; Mammalia; Rodentia; Heteromyidae
Gene: Agmat
Product: agmatinase
Exons: 7
Coding region: 1-1059 (352 amino acids)
Molecular function (GO): metal ion binding; agmatinase activity
Source: RefSeq, a predicted model, not a curated record
AUGCUGCGGCUGCUGGCAUCCGGCUGCGCCCAGGGUGCAUGGGCCCACGUGGGCACGCGUCCUGCCGCAGGGCUCCGCCACCCCCAACGACGCUUGGGCCACCAGGCCUCCCAAGCCCCCCGGAACCAGCCUCCCAGCUCGGAGUUCGUGGCCCGGUCGGUGGGCAUCUGCUCCAUGAUGCGCCUGCCCGUGCAGGCCUCCCCGGAGGGGCUGGACGCCGCCUUCGUCGGAGUGCCCCUGGACAUCGGUACAUCCAACAGGCCCGGGGCCAGAUUUGGACCCCGACGCAUCCGGGAGGAAUCCGUGUUGCUGCGGACUGUCAAUCCUAGCACGGGGGCCCUCCCCUUCCAGUCCCUCAUGGUGGCAGACCUUGGCGAUGUGCCUGUCAAUCUUUACAACCUAAAGGACAGCUGCCGGCUAAUUCAAGAGGCCUAUCAGAAAAUUGUAGCAGCUGGCUGCAUUCCUCUGACGCUGGGUGGAGAUCACACCAUCACUUACCCCAUAUUGCAAGCGGUGGCAGAAAAGCACGGCCCUGUGGGGCUGCUGCAUGUGGACGCCCACACGGACACGGCCGACAAGGCCCUGGGGGAGAAGCUGUACCACGGGACGCCCUUCCGCCGCUGCGUGGACGAGGGACUACUGGACUGCAAGCGCGUGGCGCAGAUUGGCAUCCGGGGCCCUUCCAUGACCUUGGACCCCCACGGAUACAACCGGAGCCAGGGCUUCCGGGUGGUCCUGGCGGAGGACUGCUGGAUGAAGUCGCUCGUCCCUCUGAUGGCGGAGAUCAGGCAGCAGAUGGGAGGCCAGCCUCUCUACAUCAGCUUUGACAUCGAUGCCCUGGACCCCGCCUACGCCCCCGGCACCGGAACGCCUGAAAUUGCCGGUCUCACCCCUAGUCAGGCUCUGGAGAUCAUCCGUGGCUGUCAAGGCCUGAAUGUGGUGGGCUGUGACCUCGUGGAAGUGUCACCCCUGUAUGACCUGUCUGGAAACACGGCUCUGCUGGCGGCUAACCUGCUCUUUGAGAUGCUGUGCGUCCUUCCCAAAGUGACCCCGGCCUGAGUCUGUGCACGCCCCCUCCCGCCUCCCUAAGCAGAUGGUGCUGCGGACACAGUCCCGAGAAGCGAUAAGCCAGCGGUCUGUGUACUAAAGAGGUGAUGCCAAUAAAGCGUUCUGUCAAAAGUGUCAUUGAUGGCUUAAAAAUAAGGACACUUAGAACUCUGACCCCAGCAACUAACAUUUCUAGGAGUCUGAGUUGCUUGACGUAAUGAAGCACUUUCGUGGCUUCAACUGUUUUUCUUUCCUUUGAUGGAAGAUGGCAGAAGAUAAAGGAGGAAGGGAUGGAGAAUUUCACUCAAGAGUCUCUCAAAAUCAGAGGAAUAAAAUUUGUAAACAAAAAAAAACCUGUGAAAUAAUCC